CUCAACACAACUCACCCUUGGUCAAUGCCGCCCAACGAGGACACGCAGAGGUACUGCAACUGCUGUUAAACGACGAACGUGUGCGCGCAGACGAGCGUGGUGCUGAGGCCUUUGAGUUGGCGGCGUCAGGAGGGUUCGAUACCGCGGGUAUGGUUUCUUUUAUCUGA
Sphaeroforma arctica JP610 is the source of this 167-nucleotide messenger RNA. RefSeq lists its product as hypothetical. The transcript has a single exon. NCBI's taxonomy places the organism in Eukaryota, Ichthyosporea, Ichthyophonida. The annotation marks the transcript as partial. The record is from RefSeq and is a predicted model, not a curated record.